Impatiens glandulifera is the source of this 1321-nucleotide messenger RNA. Its product is annotated as F-box/kelch-repeat protein SKIP25-like. The record is from RefSeq and is a predicted model, not a curated record. The transcript has a single exon. The coding region runs from base 94 to 1230 and encodes 378 amino acids. NCBI's taxonomy places the organism in Eukaryota, Viridiplantae, Streptophyta, Magnoliopsida, Ericales, Balsaminaceae. Gene Ontology annotation, molecular function: protein binding.
UCCUUUCUUCACCUACCGUACCAAUAUCAUUUAUAAAUAUACAUUACAACUUCAACCACUUUCUAACCAUUAAUUAAUUGAAGUCAUAUAUAUAUGGCCGCCACCAACGACGCCCCCGCUGCCCCCGCCGGAGUUACUUAUUACAAGAGACAAAGAUUUCCCGACCACCACCACCCUCUGCUUCCUGGUUUACCCGACCACGUCGCACACUUAUGUCUAUCAAGAGUUCCUCCUUCGACUCUCUUCAAUGUUUGUCGUUCAUGGCGUCAACUAAUCUACUCUCCUUCUUUCCCUUCUUUUCUUUCUCUCUACACUCUCCUAUUACCUAAGAACUUCCCCGAUCGAACCCAAUAUUUAGAUUCAGGAUGUUUUUUCUCUUACGAUCCUGUUUCUUGUGACUGGCAACAGUUACCCAUUCCACCAGACCUCUGUCUCCUCCACCGUCAUCCAUCUUUCUUAUCACGUGAUCUAUCUGUUCAAUCCAUCUCCACCGCCGCCGGCAGUCUUGUUCUACUAGCUGCCACGGCUGAACAUUUCCUCCCUGCUCUGCCCCGCCCGCUUGUCUUCAACCCAAUUUCUAGAAAAUGGACUUUUGGACCGCAGCUUGCCGCCCCUCGCCGGUGGUGUGCUGCUGGUGAAUCAGGUGGUGUUAUAUACGUUGCAAGUGGUAUGGGGAGUUAUUAUAACUCCAGAAUCGCGCGAUCGGUGGAGAAAUGGGAUAGAAUGAAUGGUGAUAAUUGGGAGAUGUUGGGGGAAAUGAGAAAUGGGAAUUUUUGUAGAGAAGGGACUGAAUUGGUUAGUUGGAAAGGGAGACUUUGGAUGGUUAAUGUGAAGGGGAGUGGGCCGAAAGAGGGGGUUGGUUAUGAUGCGGUGAAUGAUGAUUGGGUGGAAAUGCCGGCGGGUAUGAUCUGCGGGUGGAAGGGACCGGCGGCGACUAUGGAUGGGGAGACGUUGUACGUGCUUGACGAGGAAGAAGGUGUUUUGAGGAAGUAUGACGAUGGAAUUUGGGUAGAUGUUUGGGGAGAGGAGAGGUUGAAGAGGGCAAAUCAGAUGGCUGCCGGCGGAGGAAGGGUAUGUGUUGUGUGUACCGGCGGCGAGAUUUUGGUGGUGGAUGUGGCGGCGGCGGAAAUUAGAACCUGGGUGGUGGAGACACCGCCUGGUUAUCGAGCUAUGUCGGUUCAUGUAUUGCCUAGAAUGACUGAACCUGAACCGGAAAUAGAAUUUGGUUAGCAAAAAGAUUGGUCAUUUUUUACUUGCCUAGCUCUGCAUUGUCGGAAUCGAAAAAAGUAAAUAUGGUCUGAAUCAUAUAGUUGGAUUAAUA